ACAGGCCGGCCGGCACUUUGUAUACCGCCGUCGCGUCGUGCGGACGCGUUGUUCGUCUUUCUUUCGUUCGUUUCUCUUUCAUAAGAAUUCUCUAAUUCUCAAAUAUGACAGUUUUAAUCGAAACUUUAUUUAAAAAUUCAUAUCUGAUAUCGCGCAUUCUCGUCGUCGUUGGAAAAAGAAUCAUCGUUUAAAAGAAACUCGCGUAACCGACAAAGUUGUAUCAGUCAUCCAAAAAAUGCGACUGGGAGAAAGGAGAUUCGAAUGAUAAUUGGGAAGUGAAGAGAAAAACAGUGUUAUAUAUUUUCUAAUAAUAAAAGUGUACAGUGUGUUGAAAAUAAUCGCCACGUUAAACCUCAAAGUUUAGAAAAUGGAGUUCCUACAAUCAUUGAAGGGAGUUUCGUCUUUUAAUACCGCCAGAAAUCCUUUGCUCGGCUGGAUAACUGGCGGGAAUGAUCGUCCGAUAAGCAUCGCAAAUUUGUGACGGUAGACCGGGUGUCUCGCGUUCAAGACGGCGCGGCGCAGUGUUUCCACUUUUCGGUUCAAGUGUUAUGUGUGAAUGUGUAUUGCUUGAUUUCAUUUGAGAAAUCAUGCCGUUCGUGCUGCGAAGAGUGGAACCGCGUUUUUUGUGUCGCGGACACGUGCCGGCGGGAUCGACGUCACAGGGUUGGCCGGUGGGCGCCGAAUUGGAGGCGGUGGCGAAUGGCGCGUUGACCACCUCGUUGAAGCAACUCGCGUCACUUCUCACCACCGCCGAGGACAUCUUCGCCGAACUAACCGCCGAGUUGACCGCCGUUGCCGACAGGAGCAGCAAAUUGCGCCAAAAGCUAGACAAGGUCGAAGAACGUCUCGCCAUCGUCGACCCGAAGAAAGUACCAGUCCCGGAAUCGGAUAUUUGCACGUUCGCGACAAGGACAGAGCAUUUUCAUAUCGUUAACAAACCAUCGACGGCGCUGUUCACAUCAAACACCAGGCCAAAACCAUUGCGGGAAUUAUACGAGGCUGCUGGUAUAGUCGCUGUCAGAAGUUUGGAUAGUCUAAGAAGGGAUGGAAGCUCUAUGGAUAUGUUCCUCUGCACACCCGUCCUUGGGAAGAGAAGGCGAGACCAAAGUCUCGACAUCGAAUCCAGGAUCCCAGCUGCUAUCGAGGAUCUACGAAGAUGGACAUCUACGGAAGCGCUCGGAGACGUUACUGUACCACCGGAUUGCAUGUCCAGAAUCCUUGGAGAUACAACGACUGACGAUGCCGUUGAUCACAAGCUCCCUAGCCCCGAAGAACAAGUUCAAGCAAUCGCUCUCAAAUUCCCAGCGGAAAUCGUGGCGGUAGAUAUCAGCGGAAGAGGAUUCGAAAGAAUGUCGAUGAGAAGAAGAUCUCUGCUGUCUAGUCAAGAAAAUCAAGAGACAGCGGUGAAACGACGAUCGAGGCCUCGCAGGCCCAGAGGAAAAAGACGAAAUACGAUCGCUGGUACCGAUCAGAAGGAAAUUCGACAGGCUAUCGGAGAAGAAACGACUGGAGAAGAAGCGGAAGAGACAAUGACAAACAUAGCGUCGAGGGCUCAUCGAUCAGCGAGUACGGAUAUAUUGGGUUCGUCGAAGAAAGACUCGCCGACGGAAAAAAAAUCUCACUUCAAUACGUUGAAAGCGUGGGGUAUGUCCAGAUUGAAACUAAUCAGUCCGAAAUCCAGUCAACAGUCGGAGCAACAGGAGACAAGCGCUUCGGGUACAGAGAGGUCAGAACAGGAUCAAGGUCAGUCGAGAACAGCCGAAGAAACAAAUAUUUACGAAAUGGUAAUAACCAGGCGCAGGAAGGACAAAUCUCACGAAAGGAAGCCGAGUUCCUCGAGCUCGAGCGGGAAGAGCACCUCGAGUAUACCGGUAUCCGUCCCGAGCACCGACAGACAACCGAGCGUGAAAUUGCGUGAAAGCGCAGCCCAAAGAAGAGAAAGACGAAAGGGAAGCAAUCGCGACGAGCCGCCUCAUUCCAGCUCUGGAAACUGGAGUGCAUCCUCUGAAAGCGGAAGGGCGAGUAUCGGAAGCGAAACCACCACUACCACACAUCAACCGAGAUCGACGACAACUGCUUCAAUUGGAACAUCAUCGACAUCUUUGAGUCACGCAAGGCGGUUUAAAGGACGAGAUACAUCAACAUCAUCCUCGGUAACGUCAGAGGGUACAUUAACUCCAGAUAUUAUACAAGAUAUUACCGUGAUACCUUUCUCGGACGAUGGUGAAACAUCAUCUGUGUAUUCUUGUGAUACGGAGGGUUAUUACACCUCCUUCCAUGUGGACUCUGGCUUAAAAACUCUAAGGGAAGAGGAUCCAGCUCCGCAGUGUCCAUUGAUGAAAUCUAACGAUGUCAGCUCCGAUCCUACUUCACCGGUUGUCGAAAAUGAAUACGAACUGUUUGGAAGGGGUUCAACAUCAACAACGACGAGCUCAGCGGGCACAGUCUGCACCGCUUUAAUGGCACCGCCGCCGCCAGAAAGGAAAUCUAGCCUAACUGUUGUCGCUAUGGUUCACGGACCGAACCAGAACGGUGGCGAAUCUCCAGACAGCGGUCAUAAUACCUCGUCAUCGCCUGUGGAAUCAGCCUCGAGUCCAGCAUGCACAGGAAGGUCAUGCUCGGAGUUCGAAUACUCUGAAUCGAGCGAUCUCGAAGGCUGUGAGAGGAUCGAAAGGAUCCGUUCGAAAACUGCGAUCAAUACGAGCCGCAUACCGUCCAUGUGCGUGAUUACGCCACCAGGUUCAGACGACGAACAUGCAAGAGAUUCGGAUCAGGCAAGCAAAAAUGCCGAGGACGAAAAGAUCGAUCUGCAAACGGGAAGUUCGGUACUCAUGUCUGCCACGGUUGGCACUUCCAAGAUGGAAGUGAUUAAUGGACAGGACAAGAACCUCUAUGCCACGAUUCAGGUAUUAUCUUUGCCUACAAACGAGAAAUCCACGGUUGGACCGAAUCAAGUGGGCAAGAUCAAUCCGCUAAGCGGAGUUCUAGGCAAACUUCGAGGCGUACUUCCGGGCAGGAAACAAGUGCCAAAGAGUACGAUGCAAGACCAAGCGAACGCAGACUCCGGCGACUAUGUCACCAUAGCCGACGUGAGAAAUAACAAUGACAAACGUCAAGAUUCGGCUUCUUGCUCGACUAGCGCGACUCCUGUUCGGUCACCUGUUACUUAUGCGAACUCAGAUAUUUUUAAGAGAGAUGCUGAAUAUGUUAGCCUAAGCGAGUUGCCAAAGAAGCCUGAUUCGUCUUUGGAAAGAAAAAGACAAGGUGCCAGGGUUAUGUUGGAUUCGGAAGGCAAAGUCGUUUAUUCAUCCGAUAGCUUGAAGAGGAGGAAAGGCGCACAUACUACGUUUAAUCCAGGUCCAUUUGUAAGAGAAGGAGUGUCACCAAGUCCAUCACCAUUAUUGCACCGUGCAACGCCGAACGUUCGAGCAGUGACGAAGAUCAGCGACACGGUGGAUGGUUCAAACAAAUCUACGCCACCUACUUCGCCCCAAUUAGGCAAGGUGAUCAUCAGAGCGGCGAAAAGUCCCGAUCGCGCGGCCAGCCCGGAUUAUGUACGAACCCCUACGACGGUGGUUGGUCCAACGAGUCCGACUCCUCAUCGACAAGUUCGCGGGGCUUACGUCAACGUGCAAGACGACGAAGACAAUACACUAUUGGCAAUAGACUCGGUGCCUUCUCAUGGGAUAGUCCAACCUCCACCUUAUAUUUCACCUCCUAAACUCGAUGAACCUCAGAAGCAGAAAAUCCAAGAGAUCUUGAAGGCCCCUCCCACAUGCCAGAAGAUACAAACGUGUGAUAAGCAACAGACGACUGUCAGCUAUGGCCAACAGUCAGCUCAUCCUCCGAAUAUUUACGCUCAUGAUAUUCGACGAAAUCUGUGCAACAGUAACGAUAAAUUUUUCGAACAGAGUAAAACAUCACAUUACAACGACUUGCAACACGACUGUGACCAACGUCAGAUCGUGUAUAUGCGAAAUGCCAGAAAUCAGCAAUACUAUGCGUCUGGAAAAGACGUUAGUCGACAAUUUUACACGCUACCAUCGAGAAGAUUACAGAGGGACGUCGAACCACCUCGAAGUGUCACGCCGGAUAUCACGAGGGGUCUUGGACGGAGUUCGUUGAGUACGAUGCAUGUGAUUGCCAGGCAUGGCCAGAAGGUAGAACAGGAUCCUAAUCGCCAUGGCUCUCAGAUGGAAUUGAGUAAAAGAACACCAGAGAUCAUCGAAAUGGAGAAUAGAUUAAUGCAAAGUCAGGAGCAACAACAGAUUGUGGAUUUCAGAAAUAGAUUCGCAACACCAUUAGGGCUAACAGCGCUUGGAUAUCGAUUCUUUGCGUCCUCGCCUGUUCGUGAUCCCGUUACGAAGUCUCCUAGUGCUGAUGCGUUAAAGUACAAUCCAAUUUCUCCGAUCGGGCACGGCUACGGCAAUAGUUUCAAGUCGUCCACGCCGACUGGACGUAGUAUGCCAACUGUUGCCGAACGUUUGGCUCAAACCGCCAAUAACUCGUUGUCGAUGCCCAACUCCGGAAGAAGCACUCCUGUUCAAAGUUCGUCUGGUCGAAGUACACCAACGAACUUGAUCCUUUCGCCGACGAAGAGUACCAUGUCCAACGAAGAACUGUUCGCUGCAAUACAUAAAUCGAAGAAAAGGUUGAAUAUUAAGGAAGAUAACGAAAAUUCCUCUCCCUACGGAUCGACCAAUUCGUUGGUAAAGAUGAUAUCUGGAAGUGGUAAUAGCUGGAGUUCCGAAUCACAAAAAACGUCGGUAACACAAAACGUUCAACCAUCCUCGCCCGCCACAUCGCGACUGGACUUCAAAAGGCUACUCCUUCAGCAGAGCGUGAAGACCGGGCCUGUAAGGGUCUCGGCGGCAGAGCAGUUGAAACUAUCACGACAGCAGAACCAACAGCAGCAAUCAUCAAACGUCCAACAAACGACUUCGUUGGCCAAAGUCCUUAGUCCCCGCUCAGUCUGGAGGUUCCAAACGCCACGAACGGACGUACUGUCGUCUACGAUAAUCGAAGACACAGCUGCUGAGGAAAAGGCAAUGAAACCAUCUCCAGAGAAUACUUCUCCCGUAUUAAGACUGAACGUUAGGCGACAAUUGGACCUCUGUAGCGAUGAAAGCAAUGAAGAUUCCAUCGUGUGUAACGACAGAUUAAAAUUCUCUAAUAUAGAAUCUUCAGAUACGAAAGCUCCUGAUAUAAUAGAAACAGAGUCUUCCAGUAAAAAUGUACAAACAACAAACGCGCAACAAGCAUUCACAAAGAAUUCCACUGUGAAUAACAAUAAUAAUCGUGAGACCAGUGCUUCAGUUCCUUCAUUUCCGAGUACUCUACCGUCCGUUUCAAUUACUUCAGACACACAUGCGCAAAGCAAGACUACCAAUUUCACGACUAUCUCGUAUCCUGUAAAUUGUUCACAACUUACCCCUUCGUGUCAGCAAGCGAUAAGCGCUUUUGAGUCAAGAAGAAUCAGCAAUCAACUAGCUAGGGCCCAGUUCUUAUCUGCUACAUCGACCAAUCAGGAACAACACGCUUAUACGAAGAAUAUGUUCCGCGCGAGAUCAGAGUCCCCUCAGAAUCCUACAAUGCAAAACGUCGCUCGUAGUCCUAGUGUUCCGACCCUGGAAACUGCUCUGUGAUCGCAACAUGCGUAUUACGUGUUUGUGUUAGAAGUUUGAAAUAUUUUGGACCAGACUAUAUAUAUAAACCGUUCCUUUCUGUUAACCCUUUGCGUUUGAAAAGUAUUUUAACAUCUCUUUUUGUCAAGUCGAUGAUUAAAAAUUUCAGAAUUUAUGAGAAAAAAUGUAUGAUUGCUUUAUUUACGUUUGCGUCAAUUAAGAAAUAUUAAUUAGUAUCAUUUAUUCUUCAAUAUAUUAAUGUGUGUAUACUAUUGCCCGUAGUUCACGAAAAGCUUAAUAUACAAUACUUAGGAUAGAUAUAAAUGAAUGUUGUAAUUACGAAACGAAUUUGAUAUUUAUUAACCACGUGUACUAUAAUGAAGACUAAAUUAUAUUCUUUUCUGAAGAUUUUAUUAAAUACGUAUUUUAUUAAAACUUAUGUUAAAAGUUUGUAAGUGUCUUAUGACUCACGGAAGGAAGUGUACAUUUAUAUUUUAUAGUGUCUUAAAAGUAAUAUUUUCUCAAAUUGCCUAAAUGAUUACGCGAAAUAAUUAUGGAAUGAAAAUUACUCCAAAAUAGAUAAAUACAAUGAAAUUUUCUUCGAAACUUUUAUUUAAAAGAUCAAGAUAAUUAUUGAUUGUCUAGAGUCUUAUCGUUAUUUGCAGACUUGAUUUCUUGUUAAAGUGCUUGUAAAAUUUACAUAAGGAAGAACAUAUUUUUCAGAAGGAAGAACGUAUUUUUAAAUAUAAAAUUUGUGAUUAAUAAUUUUGUGAACUGAAUACAUUUCAACUCAUGAUAUUAAAACAUUUGUAAGUGCAAAACGUUAAUAGCAUCUUUGGAAUGUACCUACAAUCAAUAAUUGGGUGAUAUCGUAUUGUUCGUCGAUUGUACUUCUGUUGCUAGAUGCGAAACUUCAUUAAAUUUUUGGAGUUAUUGUCGACUUAAUCACGUUUUUCUAUUGUUAAAGAAUAUUUUAUCAAUAUACAAGUGUGAUUGUUCAAGGUGUCAUUGUCAACAUUGUUAACAUUAUGAUUUCUUCUGUCAAUUUUAUGCUAAAGUAUUUCUUAAAACAUUGUUAUAUAUUAUAUUAUUGAAACGAAAGUAGGAUUGAAAUUGAGAUUAGCUGUAGAAAAAAAUUAUGUGCUUUUAUAAUCGAAAUGUGUCUUUAUUUUUAAAAAGUUGAUAAAAUCUUGAUCAUUCAAGUAUUUCUCAUUUCGAUUAAUAUUUAUUUCUUUUGUUCCGAUUCUUUCCCAUUUUGAGCAUAUCGAUAUAAUGAUUAUUUUUGAUGAUUUUAAUAGUCUAGUGAUCAUUUUCGAUAAUGAUGAUACAGUUAAUAUUUGGUGCAGCUAGAGUUCGAAAUUUUAUUUUCGCUAAGGGACGACUGGUUUUUGUAGUCAAAGUAUCGUUUGAAAUAUCUCUAAUGAUGAUAAUGGUUUUUAUAAAUUUUGUAAGAGUAAAAGAAUAAUUUCAGUAAUUUCUGUGUAAUUUUUGUUAAAGUGAAACACGAAGAAUACGUAAUUUUGAGUAGAGCUCUUCGCUGCCAUUGUAUUCAUAUAGAAAUUUGAAUCAUACAAAACUAAAUUAAGUGAUAAUUUAAUAAUUAUUUACCUAUUUUAUAUAAAUAUACAAAAAAGAACACACAGAGAUGUCUUAAUUCGAAGUACUUAUGUAAUCUAUAGAAGUAAAAGCACAAUUAUUUUCUAAAGCUAAUAGCAUCGUUAUACUUGUUUCUUAUACUUCUGCAAGGGUAUGUUUCAUAUAUGUAUCUGAUUUAUUAUAACUUACAUUAAAUGAAAAUUUCCCUGCAGAUACGAUUCAGAGCUAUGACUAAAAACAUAGAAACCAAUUAAUAUAGGUUAAUGCAAAAGUUCAUUUGUUUCUGUAAAUGAAGUUUCGAGUAAGGAAGAAAGUACUCAUACUUCAAUUUGUCUUAAGAAAUAUACUUUACUUUGCUAUCGUUUUGUCACAUAGAUCAUAUGGCACUGAUAAUUAUUGCUAUUCUUAAUUUUUUGUUAUUUGAAAAAAAACAUACACCUAAUAGUGCGUUUAGAGUUUACAUCGAUCGAACAGAUGCCCGCCCUUCUCCCACUCUAAUAAAAUUAAGAAAUAAAAGUGGAAACGUGUAUCUGUUCAUGCUUUCUUGACGUACGCGUGCGAACAUUUAUGAAGAUUGCACGCAUACAUCAUGAAAGCACGAACAGAUUAUAUAUUUCUACUUUUAUGUUUUUAUUUUUCUAGAGUGGAAAAUGAUCGAGCAUUCGUUCGCCUGGUGUAAAUAUACUAUAAUACUUUCCACACGACCGAAUAAAUGAGCAAACGAACUUUUACGUUGACUUAAUGCAAUAAGUGACCGUUCGUACUGCACUUGACUAAGAAUUCCUUUGUUAGAAAAGUUAGAAAAAGGACAAUAAUUUAUUAAAAUCUAUUAGUGUGAUUUCAAAUUUAAAUUAGUAUUAUACAGUAUUGGAUGCGAAAAUAGCACGUCGAAACAUUGAAAGUUGAACAGAAUCGCAUAAGAAUUGAUAAUAGAAAUACUAUUGAUUCGUAUCGUUGAUAUUGACUUAAGCUGUUAAUAUCAUGUAAUUGAUAUCGGAAACUUUCAUAAAACUUGGAUUCCUAUAAAUUAUUCUAUUAAUAUAUUAAAUGCUAAUUCGCUGAAAGCAAUAAAUCACAACGCAAAUAAUCUUUUCGAUAAUUUAAAGUGUAAUAUAAGCACAUACAUGUAUCUUAUGCUUUGUGUUGACUGUAUUGAAGAACAUUGGCUGAAGGGAAGCUCAUAACUAAUAUAUGAAAUAAAGACUAUCAUAAACGUUUGUACAUGAACAAAUAUUUAAGAGAAGCAAUCUUAAUUCGCAAUAUUCUUAUAUUUACAACUAUUUGCCAUUUAGAAAUAGGCUGUAUAUAUUUAUGCAGAUUCAUAUUUUUUCAAAUACAGAUAAAAUAUCCCAAUUUGAAUAAAAGCAUGUUUUAUUUUCUCUAUGUAUAUACAGUCUAAUUAUCAUCGCGCAUUCAUCAUUUUCCUGUUUUCUCUUAAAUGAAAAACCAUAAAAAGCCCACAAGAUUUUUGUUUCCUUUUCUGUUCUUUUUCUAGGAACAAACAUAUUAUAGGAAGUUCAUAAUCACUAUUUGGUCAUUUAAUGCAAUUUAUUCCUAAUAUAUUAAUUUAUUCUUUACAGAAAAAAUAUUAGCAAGACCCUAGAUGUACGUAGAAGGAGUCUGUAAAUAGUACAUAAUAUUUGUAAUACAAAUAAACGCAUUCUGCUUGAAAAAAUCGCUUGCUUAUCUAGUCGGAGUAGUUUGUCAUUCAAAAUUCCGAAUGUUUUUCGCAUUUUUUCUUAUUAUUCGUAAUCGUGGAAAUAACGGGCAUAUAGAAAACGUAUUAUAGCCAGUCGGCAUAUAACAGGAAUUAGGCUUUAUGAUUUAUCGGAUGAUGAAUAGUAAUAUAUUUAAAGAGGACUAAUGCAUAGAUUUACGACAGAGUUGCCUUAAUUAAAUUAUUGUGAGCUAUGUUAAGAUGCUCCAUCGAGCAUUCAUGAAAUGAACAAUGAUGUUAGAUUUUAAGCUGAACUUUUGUACUUUGCUCAGAAUAAAAAACAGAAACAUCCUG
Messenger RNA from Bombus huntii, 9231 nucleotides. It is a transcript of the gene gukh, whose product is annotated as serine-rich adhesin for platelets. Gene Ontology annotation, molecular function: Arp2/3 complex binding; protein kinase A regulatory subunit binding. The record is from RefSeq and is a predicted model, not a curated record. Gene Ontology annotation, biological process: actin cytoskeleton organization; positive regulation of Arp2/3 complex-mediated actin nucleation. The transcript has 11 exons. Gene Ontology annotation, cellular component: cytoskeleton; SCAR complex. The coding region runs from base 588 to 5645 and encodes 1685 amino acids. NCBI's taxonomy places the organism in Eukaryota, Metazoa, Arthropoda, Insecta, Hymenoptera, Apidae.